Molecule: messenger RNA, 4336 nt
Organism: Owenia fusiformis
Lineage: Eukaryota; Metazoa; Annelida; Polychaeta; Sabellida; Oweniidae
Source: the annotation of a GenBank genome assembly
CAUGCAGUUAUUACUUUGGUUCAAUGGCAAAGAGGGCUGAAGCAGAUAGCUUAUUGAGUCACAUAAGGCUAGAUAUACGUAUAAAUAUAUACAAGCACAAGGGAUAGCAUUUCUGGGACCAAAUUAGAACCUCUAUUAUUAACAUACGCUGAACUUAAAUAUUAAUUAUGGGAAUCAAUUACUGAUAUAUAUAUACUAUUAUCAUCUCCCCCACCCACAUUACUAGUAAGUUGAUUCGUCUACCAGACAGUUAUAUACAGUAUUGGAUCAGAUAUCCCAGUAUUGGAACGUAAAAUAGGACUGUUUAAGACAAUAGAUUACACAGGAAAAAGGACUACACACAACAAAGGACAACACAAGAUAAAGGACUACACAAUACGGAGGACCACACAAGGUAAAGGAUACAACACUUUGUUAACAGGAAGAGAAGAAUCACCAGUUUGAUCAAAUAUUUAAAUAAAUGCUGGAUUUGUGAGGACAAGAAAUGUUAUCUUAACAAGAAAUAAACACUCAUAUGAUGAAAAACAAUUACAAUACAAAGAUGGAGUUAUUAAAUCUCAACAGGAGUCAAAUACGGAUGUUAACAAUUUGGAUAUGCUUCAUGGUGUGUAUUUCACCAACAAGUGGCCAAACCAAUGGCACUGAUACAGACACUAGGGAUGUAACAUCAAUAAAUAAGGGUCUUUCCCCAUUCUAUACAAUGACAAAUGGAUUCCUCAGUACCAUACAAAGAAAUACCUUGACAUCAAUGAUAGGUGGAUUGGAUCUGUCCAAGGGACCCCAGGUUAUCUUAGAUGACAUAGCAGGGAAUUUUAACAGAUGGCUGAACUAUUUUGGUGCUUAUAUAGCAUGUGCAGUAGUUGGUCUUUUGUUUGCUCUAAUAUUCCCCCUGGCUGGUUGCAUUACCUGCUGCUGCAGAUCUUGUGGCAAAUGUGGGGGUAAGGGAGACCCUCAAGAAGGGAAAUAUGCUAAAGUUGGAAGGAUUCUGAUGUUGAGCUUCCUUGCCGCAUUUUGUAUACUCAUUCUGUUUGGAGUUGUUGGUGGAUUCUUGUCCAAUAGAGCACUUAGAGAUCAGACAGAUAAUGUUAAUAACAGAGGUGUGUUCUCUACACUCGCUGAAAGUAUGGACAGCAUACAGACAUACAAGGAUACUGCCAUUCAAGAUAUGGAUACAGAGGUGAUGACAGGGUUCAGUAGAACAAGGAAUGUUGUAUUUGAUGCUCUUGAUGGCAUUGGGGUAACAUCAGUUACUAUUCUCAAGGAGAUAUCUAAUGCUGGGCCACUGUUUGAUGAUACCACUAAAUUAGCUACACAACUUGAAACAGUUCAAGGGUCAUUGAUUGGUAUAAGGGAUGGAGUUCAAACACUAGGGGCAAAUAUCACAACUCUAACAUCUCAGCUGAAUGAUGUAAAGACGGAUGUUACAAAUAAAUUGAACUCGUGUAAUGAUCCCAGAUGUGCAGAUGCAUUAGCAGAAGCCGAAAAACUCACAGUCAAUAUAAAUGUAGCAAAUAUUCCAGUUGCUGAACUCACACUUGCCAUUGAGGCCCUGAAUGAGGUUAUAGGACAAGACAUUACUGGUAAAGUAGAACAGAUAAGACAGGGUUUUGACCAGCUUACAGAUGUCAUUAAUAACAACACAGCCCCAAUUAUAUCAGAGGCAAAGUUAAGAACCGAUGAAAUCCAAGAUCAACUUUCAUCAUUUAUCAACCAGACAAGGAAUGCACUUGAUACACAGGCAUUCUUUCAAGAUGCAACAAAAUACAUAAAUGGCACACUAAUACCUCCUGUGAGGGAGUAUGGUAACUAUUGGUAUAUUGGUUGCAUUGUGGUGUGCUCUAUCAUAGUGCUGAUAAUCACAUGCUACCUUUUGGCUGUUUUGAUUGGCUUCUGUGGCCAAGCCCCCUAUGAAGACCUUACUGACUGCAAUAGAAAUAAUGGAUCUUGUCUUUUCAAAUCAGGUAUAGUCUUCACUUUCCUUUUUGGCUGGCUCUUCAUGCUGAUAACCAUGGCUCUGUUCCUUGGUGGAGGUCUGGCACAUAAUGAGGUCUGCAACCGAGUGGUAGAUCUAAAAAACUCUGAAAUCAUACAGAUAACUGAUCCAUUUGUUAUGAGGGAACUGCAGAAAGCAAUAAACAUCAAUACAACAAUUACAAAUAUCAUCAGACAAUGUUCCAACAAUAUGGCCUUGUACACUGCAAUAAACUUUGACAGUUAUGCUAAUAUCACAGAAUACUUGGAUAUAGAUAGGUAUAAUAUCACAGAGAAUUUCGCUGCUUUGACCAAUAUAACCGUUGACUUGAGUGGAGUCCAAGUCAUAACUCCAGAGUUGAGGAACAUUUUAUCAAAUGUUUCACAAAUUGAUCUUAUGUUGAUCAAUACAACAAUCAUCAAAAAUGAGUUGAACCAGGAUGUCACAGCAAUAAACCUGAAUACCUAUGCUGCCACCCUUAGGACCUUAUCAAGCUCAGGUCUUCCAGGUGUUGAUUUGAAUUCUACAGCAGAUGAAUUGACAAAUCUAGCAGCUACUUUUAUUCCAUCAAUGACCACCUUGAAAAACAACAUAUUGAGUCAUGUCAAGGUCCUUGAAGACAAUAGAGAUCUUUCAGCCGCAUCCAACAGUCUUGUAGCUGAGAUGGAGAAAAGUCAGGAAUCGAUCCAGACAAAUGGAACUGCUGCAAUACGUAGUAUAGGUGCCAACCUCACCUUAACAAUACGUGACAAUUUACAGAGUUUUAUGACCAAUCUUGAUUAUGUUGUCAGGAAUAACAUAGGUAGAUGUGGUGUGGUAUAUUCUGCCCUAGACAACAGUGUUAUAGCUGCUUGCAAGAAUGUACUCUACCCAUUUAACAGUUUCUGGUUUGCCAUGGGUUGGUGUAUAUUCUUCAUGAUGCCCGCAAUGGUGUUAGCCUGGAUGUUGGUGGACCAGUUCAAGAAGACUCAACCCUACAGUGAAGUUACUCCAUUUGAAGGGGAGGGCAGACCACUGAACUCUCAGGGGGGCAUGCAAAAAUUUAAAGAUAAAUUCAAAAAGAAGGGAAAACAGCCCGAAUCUAAUGGUGCUGCUGCUGCUGCAACUAUGGCAUAUGAUGAAAGCCAAGCUCAACCUAUGCAAGAGACAACCCACGGUGGGCAGAGAGUAGAGAUCAAGAGGCUGGAUUUAAUCAGCAUAGAGAUCAACCUUAUCAUAAUGGAAGGCAGAAUGGAUAUCAGAACCAAGCCUAUAGGGACUAUUACUGAGAUGCAGAACAUACUGAAACAACAGCUAAAACCAACCAAUUUUCUCCAGAAGACACAAUAGAUACACCAUCAUCCCCAGGAAAGGGCUACCCAAAUGACAUCCCUGAGGGUAUGGUGUCCCGUAUUGGAAACCAGCCUCGGAAUAGGCGACCAAUUAGUGGCACAGACUUGGAUGAAAGACCCCGAAAUAUCCCAAGACCCAAAAUUGGUCCUGCUUCCCCUAGGGAUGAUAUUGGUGAUCCCCAUAGGCCUGACAUGAAACCCUCUUCUCCAAAUUAUUUUGACCGCCCUAGAGAUAUUCCACCCCAAUCAGGUCAACAAAAAAAUCCUGCCAUUUACAAGGACAUGUAUCCCAAUGUUAAUCCCUAUGAUAAUAUGAAGGUCAACCCAUUGUUCAAUGGGCGUCAUUAUUAGGGUUCCAUAUCCAUUAUCAGUAAUUUUCAAGGGCAUAUCCAAAUUCUAAAAACUGCAGGGGUGAAUUUAAAUAGACAAGGCAAGCCUAAAUGAUUUACAAUGGAUUUCAUUUCUGCAGUAUAAAAAACAUCUAAAUAAUAAAUCUUUGAAUCGUAUCUGCUGUGUAUGCCCAUGAUCAUCAAUCAAUACACUUUUCCUUCAAAAAGCUAUUUAUCGCAAUUUCCAAGACACCUGUCUUUUAAGCCUAACAAUAUUAUAUUUAUAUCACUAUGACAAAAUCAUGAAUUUUAAAAGUCUUAAUUCUGAUAUACAUGAAUUAGGUUAUAGGUAAUGGGACAUAUACUAGACUGAAAGUAACUAAAAAAGGAAAAAACUGUGCAGAAAAUAGUUCCUAAUCCUAGUUUUUUUAAUAUACAGGGUGCUCCAAAAGUAGGUUACAUUUAUUCACCAAUCGGUAAACUGUAACUGUAAACCUACUUUUGUGCCACCCAGUAUUAUUGUAUUAUAGUAUAUGUUCAUGAUGGAGAAUUAUCAUUGUGCUGGUCACAUGACAGAGAUCAUUGUUGAUACCAUCAAUGAAUGAUUUAGGAACUAUAAUGUAUAUAAAACAGAUCAGGGUUAUAGCCAGGAUUUAAAAUGAGGUGAGACAAAUUUAAACAGGUGAGACAAAUUUAAACAGGUG